ACAGGGGAACGUCCACCAAAGUAAUCACGGGCACACAAGACUCCACUUCAUCCAAGCCAACCUGCAAAGAUCAAAACAGGCAACGGCCGAGCUUCUGAAAGCGGCUGAGGACAACGGAACCGCGGUAGCUAUUGUCCAGGAACCAUAUGUGGGAUCCUCUGGCAUAGUCAAACAAGUUCCCGGCACAACAGUAAUCCAGUGCACCCUCAACCGCCAGAAGCCCGUCAAGGCUGCUGUAAUAAUUUUCGGUGACAGGCUGAGAGUAACGCAUGACCCCCAGCUUGUCACAGAAACGGAAGCAGCAGUCUUGGUGGAAGCAGGCCCACUAAAACUUGGAAUCGUGUCCGUAUACUACGAAGGUGACGACAGUAUCUCACCCUACAUUGAGCGUACUAAAGCAGUAUGCGAAAAACUAAGCUCCUUCACGGCCAACAUACUUAUCGGCGGGGAUAUAAACGCUUGGAGCCACUGGUGGGGCAGCCCGUCCGAAAACCCAAGAGGCCAGGACUAUGUUUCCUUCCUGUCAGAAAUGGACUACCAAGUUCUAAACAGCGGCAACACACCGACCUUCGAAGUAUACCGCGGAGGGAAGCUGCACAGCAGCUUUGUCGAUGUGACGGCAUGUUCGACACCCUUGCUUGGGAAGAUCAACAACUGGUAUGUGGACCGAGAUCUGACCACAGCCGACCACAACGCAAUAACAUUCACCCUGGCGGUGGGAGGAAAAUUAAAACCAAUUCCUCGAACUACCACCAGUAGGUACAAUUGUAAUAAGGCAAAUUGGGAGGAUUUCGACUCACUGCUACAUCAAUCUCUCGUAAGGAGGAACAUCAACGUCAACACAAUAAGGUCGGCAAAAAGCCACGAGGAACUGGAGUCGUAUAUACAAGCCUACAUAGAGUCCAUCGAGGAAGCGUGCGAGCACGCGAUUCCGAAAACAGGCAACAGGAAGACAAACACCACGCCUCCAUGGUGGACACCAGAGCUGAACACCUUGCACAAGGACGUACUGCGCAAAAAGCGUAGAAUUAAAAAUGCUGCCCCAAUCAGAAAAGAACACGUGCUGAGGGAAUACAUUGAGGCCAAAGAGGAAUAUCUCAAGAAAGCCUCUGAAGCCCAAACAGAGAGUUGGAAAACCUUCUGCACUGCACAGGACAGAGAGAGCAUGUGGGAUGGAGUGUACAGAGUACUCAGGCAGACUGCGGGCAGGCAAGAAGACAUGCUACUGCGUAACUGCACCGGCAAAACACUCAGCCAGGAAGAGUCGGCCGCACUACUAGCCGACACAUUCUACCCUGAGGACUCUGCAACCACAGACAAACCAUACCAUACGCAACUCAGACAUACAGUGGAGUGCGGGAAAGAACACCAAGUGAGGGAAAAUACGGCAGUGGACCCACCUUUUACUGAGGCAGAAGUCGAAGCUGUGCUUAAAGCACAAAACCCGAAGAAAGCCCCAGGAUCAGAUGGGUACACUGCAGAUAUCUGCGCCAGAGCCGUACGCUGUGAAAAGGAAGUAUUCAUGGAAAUCGCAAAUCAAUGCCUAGCCAUUUCUUACUUCCCAUCACAGUGGAAAUCGGCCCAUGUAGUCAUACUAAGGAAAUCAGGCAAGGAAGACUACACCCACCCGAAAUCUUAUAGACCGAUAGGCCUUCUAUCAGUACUAGGCAAGAUUCUCGAGAAACUCCUGGUGGGCAGGCUACAGUAUCACCUUCUGCCAACUCUCAACCCCAAACAGUACGGAUUCAUGCCGCAGCGCGGUACGGAUGACGCGCUCUAUGACUUAGUGAAACAUAUCCGGUCUCAGCUACAGGCAAAACAAUCGGUCAUUGUAGUUUCACUAGACAUAGAGGGUGCCUUCGAUAACGCGUGGUGGCCGGCUCUCAAGCACCAACUACUGACCAGGCGGUGCCCGCAAAAUCUGAGGAGGCUGGUAGAUUCAUACCUCGAAGGAAGGAAAAUAACAGUAAACUACGCAGGGGCAAAAAGUGAGAGGACCACAUCUAAGGGUUGUGUUCAAGGUUCAAUUGGUGGACCAACCUUCUGGAACCUCAUCCUUGACCCUUUGCUCCAGAUACUGUCCGGCGAGGAUGUCUACUGCCAAGCCUUCGCGGAUGACGGUGUCCUGAUCUUCUCUGGAAAGUCCAUAGCCCAAAUGGAGGAAACCGCCAACAGUGUGCUGGCAAAAGUGACCGAAUGGGGGGAAAACAACAAACUGAACUUUGCAGCACAUAAGACCAAUGUUAUGCUGCUAACUAGGAAACUAAAGUUCGACCCCCCCGCCAUACAAAUGUCCGGUAAAACGCUAGCCAUUGUUGACGAAAUAAAAAUCCUAGGGCUCACCAUCGACAAGAACCUCAAUUUCAACGCACACGUGAAGGCAGUAUGUAAAAAAGCCUCAAAUAUUUACAAACAACUAGCGUGUGCGGCCAAGGUUACUUGGGGACUGAAUGGAGAAAUUAUAAGGACCAUAUACGUCGCGGUGAUUGAGCCAAUUAUCACCUACGGCUCAUGCGCCUGGUCAGAAGCCACUAAACUACAAACAAAUAAAAAACAGCUGGAAGCAAUACAGCGCUGCUUUGCUCAGAAAAUCUGCAAGGCAUAUAGAACAGCAUCGUUGACAUCGGUGCUGGCGCUAUCGGGGACGUUACCAUUGGACCUGCGCAUACAAGAAAAUGCCGCAAUGUACGAGGCCAAGCGGGGACUAUCAACCACCUUCCUACCUCCGGGACGACAGCUCGAGCAGAAAGUGAAGUUUGCAGACUUCCCGCAUCCUGCUACCCAAAUAACUACCGAGUACGAGCUCCUGGAGAACAUGGACAGCGACACUAUAGCAACCCUCCAUAUUACCGGACCACAAAUCUACACAGAUGGUAGUAAAAUGGAUGGGAAAGUUGGCGCCGCCCUCACAUGGUGGGAGGAUGGAAGAGAGACCUCGAACGAACUGUUCAGCCUCGAUAAAACAUGCACGGUUUUCCAAUCCGAGCUUUAUGCACUCCAUAAGGCAGUCAGGAAGGUAAAGGACAGUAAGGUAUCAGUAGCAAACAUUCUAAGCGACUCCAGAUCUUCGCUAGAACUACUCAACAAUCCGAAACUGUCACACCCUCUGGCCAAAAUAAUAAAAGAGGAUAUGGCUCGGAUCGCAGAAGAUGGAAGACAAGUUCGGCUAUUCUGGCUCAGGGCCCACGUCGGUACACCGGGUAACGAAAGAGCAGACGAACUGGCAAAGGCAGCAUCCUCAAAAACACCAUCGCAACCAGACUAUGCGGAGGUACCACUCUCAUACGUCAGGAAAACAAUCCGGAGCGAAACUGUUCAGAAAUGGCAGGAUCGAUACGACAGUUCUGAAACUGGUUCAAUCACAAAAAUGUUCCUCCCGGACGUUGAUAAAGCGUACCGUAUCAUCAGGGAGGCAAAACCGAACCACUUCCAGACUCAAAUCCUGACGGGCCACGGGGGUUUCGGGGAAUACCUUCACAGGUUUAACCUAAAACAGCACCCCGGGUGCGAGUGCGAUGCCACCGUAAAUGAGUCGGUGUUACAUCUUUUGCUCGAGUGCCCCCGCUUCCAGCUGAGACGCCAGGACUUAGAAUAUUUAAUAAACACCAAAUUGACUCAUCACACACUACACAUAGCUUUAGAGUGCAAAAAGUCCAGACAAUACCUGCUGGACUUCAUGGGAUAUGUUGCUGAAAUAUCUUCUAGACGCAACAGCACUCUAAACAAACCAACACCCACACCCGAUCACACCACAACACCAACACCAACACCAACACAAAACACAACACAGAAGCCCUUCGCUCUAAAACGCGCAACUCAGAAGCUGGACCUCCUGUCUCUGGCACAUACGGGUCGCCCUGGAAUACGGCUGAGAGGCACGGCGCUGUUCAUGGACAACAACACCGAAUGUCUAGGGAUAGCGUUUUGCAAUGCUUUGGCCAAAAACAGUGUCACAUUAUCACCAGGCCUAGGGGCACUUGUAAACGGCAGCACUAAAAAGAUCACAAUGCGCCGCAAAGUUUUCGAUCAACUACCAAAGGUGGAAGUCGAAGAUGUCACGUGCAGACUGGUGCGAAAGGACAACAAGGUCAUCGUACUGUUCUGCGCGGGCGAUCUUUGCACAGACGCCACCGAGUUCGAACAGAUGUGCAAUGUGCUGACACGUAUAGGCAACCGGGCCACACCUGAGACCGCUCCUCGGAAGAUCAGCGUGGACGCCAUGACCGUGGCCUACUUUAAAGGGGAAACAAAGGAUUACGAAGGAGUACUCCUGGCGUCAAAACACCACGAAAUCGUGGUUUACGAGGACAGGGGCCAGAGCCUAAGUUACCUUUUGACCCAACACCACGGUCACGGUGCACCACGAGUCCCCACCGAUCACUUGGACCAUCCCGUUUCGAACCCGGAGAUAUCGGGGUCAGAACGUCUCCAGUUACGGGUAGAAUCGGAGAAAGAAGCGGCUCGGAGUUCUAAGUCCGUCGACGCAAACGCCACCUCGUCGAUGCUCGCGACACUGGGCAGGGCAUUCCAGGCGAUCCCGAAUAUAAUAUCCAAAAAGCUAACCAGGCUUGGAAGAACUAGGUCGGCGGAGAAGGCUGUGGAGGACUUCAUGGAACCCACUCCGCGUCAAAGUUCGGAACCACGUAGUCCACCGCGCACUCGCGCAGACGAGGGACAAGUGGAACCCCCAAGGUUUAUAUCGGCCCACGGGCCACAAGAUCACAUGUAUAACGCAUUCAUGGAAUUUGUAGCAGUAACCAAGGCCACCCGCAAGGUCAAUUCGGACACCUGUGAGAAAAUCAUCCAGGUAUACCGACGGGACACAAUUGGCCUGCUACAGGUUCUAUUAAGCGAAGCCGAGGCUGCCAUCUACGACAAUAAGAACGCUAAAGUCCUCGCGGGCAGCAUGUCUGGAUCGUAUAUGGCAGCUUACAGCAGCGCAUGUGGUUUUGUGGAAAGUGAAGAAGAUAAAACCAAAAUCAAAGGGGCUCAUGUUUUCAAAACACCUCCAGAAGACCCAAUAGUCGUAGUUGCCAAGUGCACCAGAGUGAUGUUGGAUGACAGGGUGCUUGAAAUGGCAACCACCAUAGCAGGCAGUCUGUCCGAAAGCAGUUACCCCAAGCACUGGACGAGGCCUACUUUCACAUGGGUAAACGGAGUCCCAGGUUGCGGGAAAUCCACCUGGAUAGUCUCGAACUUUGACGUGGAUGGAGACAUAGUGGUCACAACCACCGCUCAAGCAGCAAAAGAUCUGAGAGAGAAACUGGCAGCCAAAUAUGGACACAAAGUCAAGUCACGGGUACGCACUAUGGCAUCCCUACUAGUAAAUGGUACUCAAGAGGGCGAAUCGUGUAAACGCCUUAUGGUGGACGAAGCCCUCAUGAACCAUUUUGGGUCCAUAGUGUUGGCAAUACAAGUAGCCCGCGCCAGUGAAACACUCCUCAUAGGGGACAUAAAUCAACUGCCCUACAUUGAGCGGAACAACCUAUUUCCGCUGUUUUACCACAGACCAGGCCUGGUUUGCAACAUAAACAAAGAACUCCUUUGUACGCACAGGAGCCCAAUGGACGCAGCAUACGCCCUCAACGAAAUCUACAGCGGCAUAUACUCGUCCAGAACUCUCAUCAAAUCCCUAGCGAUGAAAAGGAAGGGGCAGCUCACUGUAAGGCAACCCAACAUCCGUAACAACGAAGAGAGCGAGCCACUGUCAGUAAUCUACUAA
Molecule: messenger RNA, 5722 nt
Organism: Plutella xylostella (diamondback moth)
Lineage: Eukaryota; Metazoa; Arthropoda; Insecta; Lepidoptera; Plutellidae
Source: RefSeq, a predicted model, not a curated record